This is a messenger RNA of Neomonachus schauinslandi (Hawaiian monk seal), 2003 nucleotides long. It is a transcript of the gene PLAG1, whose product is annotated as PLAG1 zinc finger. The transcript has 2 exons. Lineage: Eukaryota; Metazoa; Chordata; Mammalia; Carnivora; Phocidae. The record is from RefSeq and is a predicted model, not a curated record. The coding region runs from base 113 to 1612 and encodes 499 amino acids.
UUUUGCUUUCUUUUACGACCACAUGAAACUUGAGAAGCCACCUAAAGCUAAAUCAUUUAGUGGAGUUGGGCAGUUCCCAAGUGUCCAACAAGAAGGCCUGCUUUAGGCUGCGAUGGCCACUGUCAUUCCUGGUGAUUUGUCAGAAGUAAGAGAUACCCAGAAAGUCCCUUCAGGGAAACGUAAGCGUGGUGAAACCAAACCAAGAAAAAACUUUCCUUGCCAACUGUGUGACAAGGCCUUUAACAGUGUUGAGAAAUUAAAGGUUCACUCCUACUCUCACACAGGAGAGAGGCCCUACAAGUGCAUACAACAAGACUGCACCAAGGCCUUUGUUUCUAAGUACAAAUUACAAAGGCACAUGGCUACUCAUUCUCCUGAGAAAACCCACAAGUGUAAUUAUUGUGAGAAAAUGUUUCACCGGAAAGAUCACCUGAAGAAUCACCUCCAUACGCACGACCCCAACAAAGAGACGUUUAAGUGUGAAGAGUGUGGCAAGAACUACAACACCAAGCUCGGGUUCAAGCGUCACCUGGCCUUGCAUGCCGCGACGAGCGGCGACCUCACCUGCAAGGUCUGCCUGCAGACUUUCGAGAGCACGGGAGUGCUGCUGGAGCACCUUAAAUCGCACGCCGGCAAGUCGUCCGGCGGGGUGAAAGAGAAAAAGCACCAGUGCGAGCACUGCGAUCGCCGCUUCUACACCCGGAAGGACGUCCGGAGACACAUGGUGGUGCACACAGGAAGGAAGGACUUCCUCUGUCAGUACUGUGCACAGAGAUUCGGGCGGAAGGAUCACCUGACUCGACACAUGAAGAAGAGUCACAAUCAAGAACUUCUGAAGGUCAAAACAGAACCGGUGGACUUUCUGGAUCCAUUCACCUGCAACGUUUCUGUGCCUAUAAAAGAUGAGCUCCUGCCGGUGAUGUCCUUACCUUCCAGCGAACUGUUGUCAAAGCCAUUCACAAACACUCUGCAGUUAAACCUCUAUAACACUCCGUUUCAGUCCAUGCAGAGCUCGGGACCUGCCCACCAAAUGAUCACGACUUUACCUUUGGGAAUGACGUGCCCAAUAGAUAUGGACGCUGUCCAUCCUUCUCACCACCUUUCUUUCAAAUACCCAUUCAGUUCUACCUCAUAUGCCAUUUCUAUUCCUGAAAAAGAACAGCCACUAAAGGGGGAGAUUGAGAGUUAUCUGAUGGAGCUGCAAGGUGGCGUGCCCUCCUCAUCCCAGGAUUCCCAAGCAUCAUCAUCUAAACUAGGGUUGGAUCCUCAGGUCGGGUCCCUCGAUGAUGGUGCAGGGGACCUCUCCCUGUCAAAAAGCUCUAUUUCUAUCAGUGACCCCCUAAACACGCCCGCCUUGGAUUUUUCCCAGUUGUUUAAUUUCAUACCCCUCAAUGGCCCUCCCUAUAAUCCUAUCUCAGUGGGGAGCCUUGGAAUGAGCUAUUCCCAAGAAGAAGCUCAUUCUUCUGUGUCUCAGCUGCCCCCCCAGACACAGGAUCUUCAGGAUCCUGCAAACACUCUAGGGCUCGGCUCCCUGCACUCCCUGUCAGCAGCGUUCACCAGUAGCUUCAGCACGAGCACCACACUGCCACGUUUCCAUCAAGCUUUUCAGUAGGAGUCCAAGACGUGGACUGAUUACAGAAACCUACGUGUAGCCCUGCCUUAGAUGACCAUUUUUAUUUUAGUGCCUACUUUAAAACAGCAUAAAAACUUCUGCUUUUGUACAGUACCAAUUUUCAUUAAGCCAGUAUGAAAUAGAAACAGGCUUUAUACAUGAGCUUUGGAACCAUUUGCGUUCAGUUAUGUUUACCUGGGUAUUUUGUCCACACUCACUGCCAAUUGUCGUAUAUUAAGAUGAUUUUUCCUCUAGGAAAGCCAUUAUUAGCAGUAAAGUCUUACGAGUCCCACGUUUAAAUCGCUUUGAGAUCUUAAAAUUUUCAGUUCUGUCCAAUAACAGUGGCUCUACCUUUUGACAUUUGGCUCAUUAAAGAUUUUUGCAAUAGAAU